AUGUCUGCAAAAAAAUCUUGUUGCAAGCGUAAAAAGCGCGUCCGACCACGACAAGAAGGUAUCCAAUGCGACGGGUGUGAUGAAUGGCAACACAGAACGUGCGAUACACGAAUUUCGAGAGAGGACUACAGGGAAUCUGUCCGAUCUGGCGAACGGAUUGACUGGCGGUGCGAAGAUUGCCAGUUCAAUGACAUGUGUGCUGGAUUUCGUCUUCUUAACGUUAACGCUGAGAGUGAAGCAGUUGUACGAUAUCAAGAGUUGAUCAACACUUCCCUCGCAACAGUUAAUGAAAACAUUUUGGGUUAGUGUUUCAAUUUGUUAACACAUGCAGUACAUAUUUCGGGUAGACAAAUGUUAUAAGAGAACAAAUUAUGUAAAACACACUCUUUCAAAUAAAGGAGUUGAUGUGUGGAACAAAUUAGAAACAAAUCUGAAAGACAUAAAUUUCUAUAAUACCUUCAAGAAACUAAUUAAGCAACAAUUUAUACUAAAUCCAGUUACAAAUACAUAGAUUCAGAAAUCACACUUUCUUUAUGCAGGCAAUGUCUGUCCAUGCAUUGUCAUUGUGCAAAAAAAUACCAUAUAAUAAUCUAACUAGUAUAUCUCUAUAACUUAAUAUUGUAAACACUACAGUAUUUACCCUUCAUACCUCAAAUUUGUAAAUAUCUUGUAUAUAUACCUUGUAAAACGUUUCUUCUGCAUUUAAUAUUAUCUUAAAAAUUACUGUAAAUAAUAAAAUAAUCUAAAUAGGACACGACUAGUGGCCUAGAAACAAAAGCCUGUAAAGGUUUCUAGUAGGUCUCUAGCCCAAAUAGUUAAUUUGUAAUAAUGUAUUAAUAAUUGUAAUGUACAUGGGAAAAUAAAUUUAAAACAAAAAAUGGAACAGCGAAACUUGGGAAAUAAAAUUUUAUUUUAAACGACUGUCAACAAACUCUUUGACAACAACAAAAUCAAAAUUAUCUGCACUCCCCCCCCCCUCAAAUCUCCCCCUCCUCCCUAAUUUUCUUCCCACCUUGCUUACUGUAUAGCGCUUUAAAUAAAACACUCUCCCCAUAUUAGAGCGCUCCCGACGCAUGCGAUCAAGUGUAAUGCGUUCUGUAAUAUCAAGAAUACCCAUAUCACAUACGUGUUUUUCAAUGGGAUCCUACAUCGAAAAUACAAUCAUUUACAAUAUUUAAACGUAUUGCAAAGACAAGUACGUACAUGCACUACAACAAUAAUGAUAAAAACAAUUAAUUCAUAUAUAUUAUAAGUCAUUAUAAUAUAUAAAUAACUAAUUCAUGUUUUGUGUCUAGCCUCUAAGUCUAAAUGAAUCGUGAAUACGCAUAAAAAAAUAAGAUAAAAGUUCUCGAAUCAGCUUUCCUUUUUCGUUUUAAGAAUCAAGCAUGGCAGCCUGGAAUAUAACACUAUGGAAUAGAACCGGAUCGAAAGUUGAUAUGAUGAUUUUUCAAACCAUGCCAGAUGUAUUCAUAUACGGCAGUUAUUUUGCGGCUUGGAAGGUUGAGGAAACACCAAAUCCUGGAAAUAUUCGUCUAGAAUUGCCAGAGACAUUUGAGUUCUGCGUGAUUGAAGAGGAUGGAAGACAGACGGGUCCUCUUUCAGUCAACUACGGCGACGAAGUCAAAGUUUCACAACCUACUGCUGCGAAUGCGCCAACCGUAACGAUCAAUUUUAAUAAAAAUAUCCCAAAAGACCGAAUCAAGGUGAUCAACUUAAGCGGUAAUGCGCAGCCACUAGAAAUGGCUUUGUUUAAACAAGACAGUAAAGUGGUCUUCUACAAGGACAUUGUGCCUAACUCAUUCGUAUUUAUGGCCAUAAAACCGAGCGUCUACAUGGCAGUCGUUGGCCCGGUCAAACAAGGGCAAGAAUUUCUAGCAAAUGUCUUUGUUGAUAAGAAAAUCGUACCGAAAUCUUAUCACAUUGACCAAGUUGUUGACGGUGACGAAGAGGACGCAUAUCCAGUCCAAGCAGAGUCUACUGAUGAAACUGUCGAAUGUUACAUAAAU
This is a messenger RNA of Paramuricea clavata, 2006 nucleotides long. Lineage: Eukaryota; Metazoa; Cnidaria; Anthozoa; Malacalcyonacea; Plexauridae. The record is from the annotation of a GenBank genome assembly.